Messenger RNA from Arabidopsis arenosa, 1856 nucleotides. The record is from the annotation of a GenBank genome assembly. NCBI's taxonomy places the organism in Eukaryota, Viridiplantae, Streptophyta, Magnoliopsida, Brassicales, Brassicaceae.
AAAUUUUUUUCUUUUGUUCUCUUGAAAUUGUGAAUUCACCAAACAAAAAAAUGGGGGUUGAUAGUGAAUUGAAAAAGAAGAAAUGCAUCAUUGCUGGGGUUAUCACGGCCUUGCUCGUUAUCAUGGUUGUCGCUGUCGCCAUCAUAACAUCAAGACACACCAGUGAUAAUUCAAACAAAAUUGCCCCUGUGCAGAUUAAAACAACCACAACGGCAGUCGAAGUAGUUUGUGCACCUACUGAUUACAAAGAGACUUGUGUCAACAGUCUAAUGAAAGCUUCUCCUGACUCCACUCAGCCUCUUGACCUCAUUAAACUUGGCUUCAACGUCACUAUUCGCUCCAUUAAAGAUAGCAUCAAGAAAGCUUCCGCGGAGCUGAAAGCCAAGGCAGCCAACGACAAGGAGACCAAAGGGGCUUUGGAGUUGUGUGAGAAGCUUAUGAAUGAUGCUACUGACGAUCUAAAGAAGUGUCUUGAUAACUUUGAUGGGUUCUCAAUUACUCAGAUUGAGGACUUUGUCGAAGAUCUUCGUGUUUGGCUUAGUGGCUCCAUAGCGUAUCAACAAACAUGUAUGGAUACUUUUGAGGAGAUUAAGUCAAACCUUUCCCAAGAUAUGCACAAAAUCUUUAAAACAUCUAGAGAACUCACAAGUAAUGGCCUUGCCAUGAUUACUAACAUCUCUAACCUUCUUGGAGAGUUCAACAUCACCGGAUUAACCGGAGAUCUCGGGAACUACGCAAGAAAACUUUUAUCUACGGAAGACGGUAUCCCAAGUUGGGUAGGACCAAACACUCGACAGCUCAUGGCAACGAAAGGAGGUGUGAAAGCUAAUGUGGUAGUGGCGCAAGACGGAAGUGGUCAGUACAAGACUAUCAAUGAGGCCUUGAAUGUUGUGCCUAAAGCCAACCAAAAGCCAUUUGUUAUCUAUAUUAAGCAAGGUGUCUAUAACGAGAAAGUUGACGUCACCAAGAAAAUGACUCACGUCACUUUUAUUGGUGAUGGACCAACCAAAACUAAGAUCACUGGUAGUCUCAACUUUUACAUCGGCAAGGUUAAGACAUACCAUACUGCCACUGUUGCGAUCAAUGGUGAUAACUUCACGGCGAAGAACAUCGGGUUUGAAAACACUGCCGGUCCCGAAGGACAUCAAGCUGUGGCCCUAAGAGUAUCGGGGGACUACGCCGUUUUCUACAACUGCCAGAUCGAUGGUUACCAAGACACACUCUACGUCCAUUCACAUCGUCAGUUCUUCCGUGAUUGCACAAUCUCUGGCACCGUUGACUUCAUCUUCGGCGAUGCAAAAGUUGUCUUACAAAACUGUAACAUUGUAGUGAGAAAACCCAUGAAAGGUCAGUCUUGCAUGAUCACAGCCCAAGGCCGGACCGAUGUACGUGAAUCCAGCGGAAUAGUGCUACACAACUGCCACAUUACCGGAGAACCGGCGUACCUUCCCGUAAAAUCGAUAAACAAAGCAUAUCUUGGAAGGCCAUGGAAGGAGUUCUCAAGAACCAUAAUAAUGGGAACAACCAUAGACAACAUUAUUGAUCCAGCGGGAUGGCUUCCUUGGAAUGGUGAUUUUGCACUCAACACGCUUUAUUAUGCUGAGUAUGAGAAUAAUGGGCCUGGGGCAGACCAAGCCCAACGUGUUAAGUGGCCUGGAAUUAAGAAGCUUUCACCUAAGCAAGCUCUUCGAUUUACUCCAGCUAGGUUUUUACGUGGUAACUUGUGGAUUCCACCAAAUCGUGUGCCUUACAUGGGGAAUUUGCAGUAGAUUCCAAUUGGUGAAUUUUCUUUUUCCACUUUCUAUGUUCUCUUUAAAAAAAGUAAAUUUGAAGGUGAAUAAGUACUUGAUAAGUAA